Molecule: messenger RNA, 2682 nt
Organism: Pecten maximus
Lineage: Eukaryota; Metazoa; Mollusca; Bivalvia; Pectinida; Pectinidae
Product: sepiapterin reductase-like
Exons: 3
Coding region: 107-1018 (303 amino acids)
Biological process (GO): tetrahydrobiopterin biosynthetic process
Molecular function (GO): sepiapterin reductase (NADP+) activity
Source: RefSeq, a predicted model, not a curated record
UAAACACGGGUAUAUAUAUGUAUAUUGUAAGAAAACUGUCAAAAAGUCAUAAGAUGUUUUCACAUGGCGUCCGGUAUAACACACGAGUUAACUGUUCGUCACGGCCAUGACUACUGACUGUAGCAAUCACGUGCUCACUGUAUGUGUAACGUUUUCAGCUCGUGUUGGCAUUCUAUAUUUUCUAAAUGUUACUCGAUUGUCGCUCAGAAUGGCCACCCCCGAACCAGCAAUCAUGGAGAAGAGAAGUUUUGUUGUUAUCACCGGCGUUGGUAGAGGUCUAGGUCGAAGCAUUGCUUCCAAGUUCGUGGAGAAACUUCCAUUGUCAUCUUUAUUUGUGUUUCUGUCACCAAGCGAUACAGGCCAAGAAAGUCUUGUGUCUGAAUUAUUGACGUCACGCCCAGGGGUACGAAUUCGGACACAGACAUUUGACCAGGGGGAAAUGGACCAGAACAUUUUCGAUAAUAUAUUUGUGGAUAUCUUGAAAAAUGAUAAUUUGGAAUCACACGAGUUCGAUCAAGUUAUCAUAGUGCAUAAUAGUGCAAUAGUUGGGGACGUCACAAAAUGGACGUGGGACUUAACGGAAGUGACGUCACUAGUACGCUUAUUUGACGUUAACAUUGUCGGUAUGAUACUCCUUAAUUCAUCCUUCCUCAAAACGUUCUCGGAUGUCAGCAGUCGGAUCAUCGUCAAUGUGACGUCAGGAAAUGCGAUACGGCCAUACAAAACCAUGAGUACAUAUUGUGCAGCUAAAGCUGCACGUGACAUGUUUUUCCGGGUAUUGUCAUCGGAAGACCCCACCAUCCGGGUUCUCACCUAUUCUCCUGGUCACGUGGAUACCGAUAUGCUGACGUACGUCCGUGAUAAUACGAUUGACAAGGAUCUCGCCGACAAGAUCAGAGCGGCAUACACGGAGGGCCGAGUCGUAACUGGCGACGCUUCUGCUGACAGACUAAUGGCCAUUUUAGAAAAGAAUACAUUUGAAAAUGCAUCAUACGUCGCCUUUGCCGAUCCUCUUUAAAGCGACAUAAACAAAAUAUAUGCAUGCGGCCAGAGACGUCUCUGAUAUAAUUAUCCACCACGAAACGGGUUUGCAUGGGUUGCAUUGAGCUCCGUUCGUAAGACUGGAGAUUUUCCCGGCUAUGAUUAGAAAUCCGCGCAACUUAUCUCUAUCAAAUUUUAUUUCAUUUCUUAUACAUGUAUUUCACUGUUAUCAUUGAAAAUAUAGAAAUAUUGUUUUCAAGAUUUUCCGCGCUACAACUUUUAAUAGUCCAUUCAGCAGAUCCCUACAAAUCUUUGUUUGCAGGUUUGUGACCUAGUUGUUCCUUUUACUAGUGGCGAUAUUUCAUUUUCAAUAUUUCUCUGAUUUUUAUACCAACAUCAGGGCGCAGGAUAAUGCUACCUUUGUGGCUCCAUGUCAAUAAGGUAUACAAUUUUUAACAAAUUUUAAUCCGUAGGUAAUUGACUAAACAACUUUUUAUGAAUGUUACAAAUUCACAUGGACUUAGAGCCAUAAAUAUACAGAAAUUAUUUUACAUCUGAAAUAAAUUUGGUCGUUUUCAAGUAAAUACUCAAUAUUUUCCGCAACUGUCUAAGAUAACAUCACUUUAAAACAUACAAUGUACAUUCUGAUCUAUCAGAGUUGCCUCCCUUUGUUUCACUAUAUCGGAUGGUAUAGCAUACCGUAGCUUGAAAGUCGGUGGAGCCGAUAAUGGAUUGUAUAAUAUAUAGUGCAUGUAUCUGUGUAAGAAAACACAGGGACUUGGAAGAUUGUAUGCCAAGUCCCUGUAAAAAAAUACUCAAGCCAGUUUUGUUAAAAAAAUUAAUGUAUACAUAGAAUAUCUUAAGUUAUACAUCAAAAUGAGUCAUAGUUAAAUAAAAUACAAACUCAAUAUCAAAAAUAGCACAUUGCUAAACACGGCCUAGGCCAAGUUUCCUCUGGCCCUGGUGUUAGCGUCAGGGCCACAGGAAACUUGGACUAAACAGGGCCUGGCAUUAUAUGGAAUUCAUUGACUAACAUAUACCAUCAAGUUAAGUAUGUUGUAUCUGGUCAUCAUCAGGUUAUUCUAGGGUCACAGGGAUCUGGUUCAAAUUUCAAUCCACAUCCCAUAUACAUGGUAUCUGUAUUUUAUAUGUAUGAACUGUGGGUUGAUAAAUUGUUCCAAGUCCCUGUGUUAAGUGUUACAGUACCCUUAUACCACAAAACACUUGAUAUUUCUAAACCACUUAGGAGCCAUGAAAUAAUUGUCUCCAUCAACUGCUUGUCAAAAUUCUAAAUAAGGGAAAAUUAAGAAAAGAACAGUUCCUGAUCUACUUUGAGGACAAUUGUUGGUGGAAUUGGAAAAGUUAGUAAAACAGAUUAUACUGAUGUUUUUUUUUCACUCAGGGACCUGUCUCAAAUUCCCAACCAAUGACCCAUAGAAAUUAAUAUAGUGUAAUAUUAGUACAUAUUUAUAUAUUAUGGACUAUAGGUUAGCACAAAGUGGCUUGACACCUUCAUAUGACCCAAAAUGAAAAAAUAACCCCAAGGGCUGACCCACUAGAUCACAGAGGAUUUUUCAUUCUGGGUCAUAGGAACAUGUCAAGCCCCUGUGGGUUAGGACUUUGUGACAAAUCCCUGUGCUUCUAUAUUCAAAUUAUAUUUCUGUUUAUGUCAACCUGAAUAAAAUAACACUGUUUACAACU